CAAUACUCUCGGUGUCGAAUCUUUGUAUUCUAAAUGGCCAAUAUAGCAUACUAUUUGCGUUUAGCUUUGGUGCUUGCUGUGAUACACGCGAAACUUAUUGCAGCAUUUCAUCUCAACUUCAGGGCGACACCUCCUACGCGUUAUGAGGACACAUUCAUUACCGAGGAUUACAGUAAUGAAGCGAACUAUGCUGAGCUAUCUGGUCUUAGAUAUUACUCAAACUGCUAUCUACGCGACUCCUCCACGAGCGGCGCUGAUAGCCCAUCUGGAGAUCUCGAUCCGAUAUUCACGAAGCUAUGCGAGCUCUCCCCGCCUCCUUCAUGCUUCAGAGACAUGCUGUCUUCAAUCUUGCCAAUGUGCGGAACGAUAUCGACAGAAGAGCGAGUAGUGGUUUCAAUCAAACUGACUCUUUGUGAACUCUCGGCCGCGCAUGUUUCACGUCCGCUCUCGUGCUCGGGAGACAUGACGGCAAGCAAAGAGCAGCGGGCAUGCAUGAAAGAGAUGAAAGCGUCGCCUCAGCUUUGGACUUCUUUUAGUGGGAAUUUCAGGGAGAUUGCUACUAUUUGCUUAGCUGAAAAAGCAAAUUACGAAAAAGAGGAGUUUAUACGCCUCCAUCAAAACAUCACAGCAAUACAGGCACAGUUGCUGCAUAUACUAAAAAGUCAGAUGGCAGACAUAUAUUCAGAAGCCAAGAAUGUGCCUGAUGCACUCGCAUCAUGGCAUCAGUCGAUUGUAGAAGUGGAGAAAAGACUGAGCUCGCUGGAUGAGUACUUUUCUAUGCUUGCGGCAAACAUUUCCAACAGACUGAGCGAGAAGACAAGAGAGAUGGAUCUGGUUUUGGAUAAAGAGCUGGAAAGGUUGACGAGAAUUGAUGGUAUUACUGCAGAUUUGCUAAGCCGAUUCGAGAAAGAUUACACAGAACUUCACGAAUCUUCGAGAUCAAGUCUCGAGUUAAUGAAGAUGUCCAGAGAAGCUGAGCAAGAGUAUGUCACUCAGGUCAAUUUGGAUUUGUCUGGCUUUUCUGAGGAUAUUGGUAAAAGCCAUGGUCUGCUCAGCGAUUUAGUAUCAAAUCUAUCAAACAAACUGAACGAGGCAGCUGGCGCAUCUCUAGCGCUGAAUGAGGCGCAGCUCGGCUUGGGAGAGCUAAUUUCGACCGAUCUGGCAAAGGUUGGCCGUAUGUCGGAGCUACAGAGUAGCAUGCUGGGAGAAAUGCAAGAGGCAGAGAAUAUUUUCGAGAAUCUUUCGGAUGCGAUACUAGAUCUGCAGGAGACGACAAAGGGUAUCAUUGUUGAGCUAUCCGACGAGGCCAAGAACGCAAGCGAGCAAAUGAGAAGCAACUUUGAGCAAAUUGAGGAGACAGUCGCGCGGUUCCGGCUCGCGGUCGAAGAGGCGCGGAAUGAUCUUUUUGGAAAUGGAUUUCAAGAUCGCGCGAUUAUUGUUGUUGCCACGUUUAUCCUCGUGUUUAUUGGAAGGCAUAAUUCGAGUUUCACAGCAGGGCAGCUUGUAGUCAUUUGCGGGUUUCUGCUAUGGCCGACAUUCAUAUUCAGCAUAAUCAGAAAGAUAUCUGGUUUAGGCUGGCGCUACUAUAUAGUUGAGCCGACAGUCAUAUUCCGGCCGGAUAUACCUAGACUUGUUCCACUUUUUGCAGUCGUCAUCACAAUCUUUGUGUUGUUGCUGAACCUGAUUUGGAGAACGAGCAUGCAUAGGAAGACAAGUUCUAGAGGCCGGCGAUUGACGGAGGAGGAAGUGAAAGAGAGUCUAUAUGUGGAAGAGUUCAGCGCGGACGUCUAGGAGCUGGACGCAUCUUCUGCUAUCGUCAUAAGUUGGCUUGAGCUGCAGUGUAGAUAGCUCCGAUAAGCUUAGUGCACGAAGAGUUGCAGGAAUGGCACCAAAUAAGCUUAAAGGAAUGACAUCAUCGCGCAGCAAUCACAAAGAGGACGGGCCGGGCCGACUACGCCGACAAUACGACGCGGCGCCGUCAGU
Messenger RNA from Myxozyma melibiosi, 1983 nucleotides. Its product is annotated as Tht1-like nuclear fusion protein-domain-containing protein. The transcript has 6 exons. Gene Ontology annotation, biological process: nuclear membrane fusion involved in karyogamy; karyogamy involved in conjugation with cellular fusion. Bases 34 to 1791 code for a protein of 585 amino acids. Gene Ontology annotation, cellular component: endoplasmic reticulum membrane. The record is from RefSeq and is a predicted model, not a curated record. NCBI's taxonomy places the organism in Eukaryota, Fungi, Ascomycota, Lipomycetes, Lipomycetales, Lipomycetaceae.